Molecule: messenger RNA, 969 nt
Organism: Diaporthe citri
Lineage: Eukaryota; Fungi; Ascomycota; Sordariomycetes; Diaporthales; Diaporthaceae
Exons: 1
Coding region: 1-969 (322 amino acids)
Source: RefSeq, a predicted model, not a curated record
AUGUCGAAAGGCAAAGGAAAAGAGAUCGCCACCAAGCCGGAUUGGAAGGAGCAACUGGCCAUGCUAGACCAAGAAUUGGGCUGGGAUGAGCAAGAGGGCUCGGACUGGGCGGACAGUUGCGAACCGGAGGAACAAGAAGUAUUUAACCCAAACCGACCACUCCGAAGCGAGAAUGACAAGAAGAACAUUGCUAAAACUUUGCAGUCAACUGAGAAGAAUCAUGGAGCCUACUCCCAGGCCAAGCAAGAAGUUUCCUCAGGCGCCGUCACGACCGACUGCGACUACACCCCAUGUCAUGACUCACAACAACAAUUCGGAAAUGGCAGGAAUCACGCACAUUACGAACCAUCAGACUCCAUAGAAGAUGACGAGGUCAUGUCGGCGGACAUGCAGAAGACCCUUUGGGAGGCAGCUGUGGAGGAGACUAGGUCUGCCGUCUGCGUGGACACCAGCACCGACGCUCUCUAUGACUACGAGCAGGAGGAGGAUGUUGAUACGGCAUCAAAACAACGAGAAGAAGAAGAAGACCUAUCUGAACAGCAAGAAGAACAAGACGAAGAACAUUUCCAGCCAAAGAGCAGGUUGGAAGCCUACAUCUACCACCGCUUCGGUCCGGAUAUCAACUACGAGAACCGCUGCUCGUGCCACGAGCGCCUCUACGACUUCAGUGAGGAGCAAAACAAGCGCACGAGGGAGUACUUCGCCCAGGCCGGUGGAUCGAACCUGAUCAAGGACCCCUGCGUCCUGCUGCCAUAUCCGCAGGAUGACCUCCCCGGCACGGAGAACGUCGACAAGCCGGUGCUGAUGGUCACUACGCCCGAGGGCGAGACGCUGUACCCGCACGACAUGGAGGAGUACCCAGAGCCGCCGGCGGCUUCGUGGCAUGGGCCCAGGAUCGGAUGGGGAGGAGCUCCUACCCAGGGGGGGCAUGUGGUACCGUACGAGGAUGAGGAUGGCGCAGAUAUUUGA